UUGAAAUUUUUCUAAAUGUUGAAAGAUCAGAAAAAGAAUAGUCUAUAACAUAUUAGAUUGGAGCAGACUUUUUUUGCCGCAUGCGCACCUUUCAUCCUCGUUUGUUAAAAAAUCUGAUUGGUGCAAUGUUGCCGCACGUAUAUUUCGUUCAAAUGGGUUGGUAGCUAGUCAAGCUUAAGUUAAUACCAAGUUUAGAUGUUAAAAUGGAACAGAUAUCACUGUUUACUUUUAAGUUUUUCUGAGACUUGGUCUUUGUUUUUGUCCUAAUUGAAAUAUCUGUUAGCUCAACACGUUAAUUUCGUUGCGAUGUAUAUAUUGUAACACAUUUAUUAAUUUCAAGAUCUAAAAGUAGCAGUUGGUGAUGAGUUCGCCCUUUUAUUCAUGCAUUAUUUACUUGUUUAAAAAUCUUAAUUCUUGAGACAAUUUAUUCUUAAAAAUUGACUAUGAUUGAACUAGUUCAAUCGCAGCAGUAUUCAUCCAUAAACGAAGGCGAAUUGUUCAUGUAAAUUUAUUUUAUGAAGAUAUUUGUUUAUUACGACUCUAAUGUGGGUUUUUCAUUUUACUCCCAAUGAACUCGAGAAAUUUAUUUCAAUGUCUUUUGCGGUUUAAUAAAGCUCUUUAGUAGCCCAUGGCUAGUAGUUUUCUUCAAAAAUGAUUUAUUAAUUAGCGUCGAACCUUUUUCUGAAUAAAUCUGUAGUAAGUGGUGAUCUUUAUUUGAAUGAAUAAUUUUCUUUAUUUAUUAAUUGAAUGAGGAAUCCUGAAUGCUAAGUGAUGUAGUACUUUUGAAUACAUUUUCUAGUAAUCUAUGCAUUGAAGUAUCUUAAGCAUUUAACAUUGUGCAGACUAUUAUCCUUUGAUCUAAUUGCUAGUAGAAGCAAUUUCUUAAGACAAUUUUCUUUAAAUGAAGACAAUUUGUGCUCAGUUCUAAAAAUGUCAUACUUAUUGAUGAGAAUCCGGAAGUUACAAUGAAUCAAUAUUUGUUAUUAUUUGAUACAAAACAAAGAUAUUCUCCAAUUCAAUUAUCCUAUUAUCAAACUUACUUCUAAUCCUCCUCAUGCCAUUUGGAAAAAGCAGCAAAAAAGCAUCGGGAAAGGUAUUUCCCGUAUGUGUUACCACAAUGGAUGCAGAACUUGAAUUUGAUUUGGAUUUAAAAGCUACUGGGCGGGAUUUGUUUGAUUUAGUUUGUCGAACGAUUGGAUUAAGGGAAGUAUGGUAUUUUGGCUUGCAGUAUGUUGAUAAUGAAGGAUUUGUGGCAUGGCUAAAAUUAGAUAAAAGAGUACGAGAGCAAGAAAUACAUAAAAAAAUGCCCGUUAAUUUUCUAUUUCUUGCUAAAUUCUAUCCAGAAGACAUGGCUGAGGAAUUAGUUCAAGAAAUUACUCAACAUCUCUUUUUUCUGCAAGUUAAACAGGCUGUUUUGAAUAUGGAUAUUUAUUGCCCUCCAGAAGCAUCUGUUUUACUUGCAUCAUAUGCUGUCCAGGCUAAAUACGGUGAUUAUGAUGAAGCUUCUUAUAAACCAGGAAUGCUUGCUAAUGAAGAUCUUCUUCCACAAAGAGUUAUUGAUCAGUAUCAGAUGACUCCUGAAAUGUGGGAAGAACGUAUUAAAAUCUGGUAUGAAGAUCAUAAAGGUAUGACUCGUGAUGAAGCAGAAUUAGAGUAUUUAAAAAUUGCACAAGAUUUAGAUAUGUAUGGUGUGAACUAUUUUCCAAUUUGUAAUAAAAAAGAAAGUGAAUUAUGGUUGGGAGUUACUGCUUUAGGGUUAAAUAUUUAUGAAAGGACAAACAAACUAUCUCCUAAAAUAACAUUUCCAUGGAGUGAAAUUCGAAAUAUCUCAUUUGAUAAUAAAAAAUUUACAAUAAAGUUAGUCGAUAGAAGUUCCCCUUCCUUUCAGUUCUAUUCUUCGAAAAUACGAAUGAAUAAACUGAUACUCGAUCUUUGUAUAGGGAAUCAUGAUCUUUUUAUGUGUCGACGUAAACCUGAUUCAAUGGAAAUUCAACAAAUGAAAGCUCAAGCCAGAGAAGAAAAAGUUCGUAGGCAAAUAGAAAGAAAUAAACUUGCUCGAGAGAAGCAACUGCGAGAAGAAAUUGAAAAAGAAAAAGCAGAUUUAGAGCAGCGAAUGAUGCAAUAUCAAGAAGAAGCUAGAGUUGCUCUUGAGGCUCUUAGAAGAUCUGAAGAGACUGCUGAAUUAUUGGCAGAGAAAGCUCGUAUAGCAGAAGAAGAAGCUAUGCUAUUAACGCAAAAAGCUUCUGAUGCUGAGGCUGAAAUACAACGCAUUAAAAUUAGUGCCAUAAAGACGGAAGAAGAGAAAAAAUUAAUGGAAAAGAAAGCGCAUGAAGCUGAACUUUUAGCUACGAAAAUGGUGCAAGAAUCUGAACGUCGAGCCAAAGAAGCAGAGAAACUUAAAGAAGAGCUUAUUAAAGCUCAAUUGUCAGAAAAAGAUGCCAAAGAAAAACUGCAAGAAAUAUUUAAGGGUAGUUAUUCUAAACCUUAUAUAUCUAAUAUGCCUGUUGAGGUCCUAAAUAUUGUGCCACGACAGUAUUCAGAACUUGAUACUGACCAUAAUAUGACUAGUGAUAAUAAUACUGUUAAUUAUGAUCUUAUUGGAGAUCACGAAAUGGAAAAACUCACUCAAGAAAUUGAAAAAGAAAGAGUUGAAUACUUGGAAAAGAGUAAACAUUUGCAAGAACAGUUAUUAGAGCUUAAAACAGAAAUAGAAGUCUUGAAAGUUGAAGAUAAUAUUACUUCUCUUGAUCAUAUAUAUGAAGAUAACGCUCGUAUUGGAGAAAAUAAAUAUUCAACUUUAAGAAGAACAAAGUCUGGUUCUACCAAAACACGUGUAGCCUUUUUUGAGGAGUUAUAAGUGCAUUAAGAUAUAAUUUAGGUAAAAAUUUAAAGCAAAGUGUUAUAGUUAAUCCUUGUUGACAUUUUAUAAUGUUAUCAGUGUUGAAGUUUUACAAUAUUACCUUCAGUGCCAGAAAAAUGCCUGUAAAUAAUUAGACAUAUUAACUAUAUAUACAGAGUUACUAUUUUUGUGACAUGUUUUAAAGAAUAUAUUUAUACCAAAUAUAUCAAAGUGAUUUAUAAAAAAAAUAAACUAGUAUUGAAUUUAAUUUCAAAAUGCUUUGUUUGAAUCUCAUCGCUUGCUUAUAAUUCUUGAUACACUUGUUUUAAUUUUUUUUAGCUACUUAAAACUUGUUAAGAACUAAGUCUAUGAAAAAAAAUACAGUCUUUGAAACUUUGAUUGAUACAUAUAAGUAGGUUCCUGAUUUGUUGUGUAAUUUAUGUCUGAGUAGAGUGAUCUUAAUGUUUUGUUUCUUUGUGAUUGCUUUGUCCUUCUUUAUGCUAUUGUUCUUCGGGUGAAAUACCAUGUCAUGAAAAUUUAAAGUUUAGUCAUUAAUUUAUUAAGAGGAUUUAUUUAUUUAGUAUUCCUUUGUAAUUAAUUAGCAUUUUAAGUUAUUUCUUUAUACCAAAGCAUAUAAAAAUAUUUUUAUUUAGUGUAUUACCUUUUAAAUUUCUUUUUUUUAAAUAGUUUUUAUCAUUUAUAGGUUCAGUCCUUACCUCUAUAAUAUGUUUUAAGCAUAAUAGUUUAUUUUACCCAUACAGAAAUUUUUUUUUAAACAUAAUAGCUUUUUUUUUAAGCAUAAGUUUUUUUUUACCCAUACAUAAUAGCUUUUUUUAAGCAUAAUAGUUAUAUUAUAGAUUUCAUUUCUUUAAUAGAAAUAGUAUUUUUAUGUACUAUACAUUUUACAUUUAUUUCUUUACUAGUAAGUUAAUUACAAUUAGUAUGUAUUAUUUUUUAAAUUAUUUCUUUAAUAGUUUUAUUUUAAUAUUUCUAGGUUAAGCCUUUCAGCCCCAUUAAUGUCUAAGUGCAUAGUUUUAACAUUAAUGUUUUAGCAUUGAUAGUUUUUAAGUAAAUAAUUAACAUAAUUUUUGUUAGCAAUGAAUAAUUUUAAUUUACUUUUAUUCAUGAAUUAUUUAUUUAAACUAUCAUUUUAAAAGUUCCAUAUGCAAUCUCAUUUAGUUAUGGGCAAGUUAAUUUAGUAUGGAGUUUUAUCAGUGUGUUUUAGCACUGAUAAUUUUAAGCACCUUAUUUUACUGAAUUUUUUCAGCAAUAAAUAAUUUUAAUUGACAAAUUUCAUUAUUAAAUUUUUAUGAAUGUUUAUUUUAAAAAAAUGUUUCUUUUCACUUUUAAAAGUGGGCGAGUUCUGUAACAGGAAACUUCUGGAGCAUGCUUCACAUUGUUAAAAGGAGGAGGAAUUUGUAUAACAUUUGUUGAAUGCCAGAGUUUGGGGCUAUCUGCCUUUCUUUUUAUAUAAAGAAUUAUUUAGGGUUGAAUAGAAUAUAAAUGACUUCUAUUUGUCAUGAAAUAUAUCAUUUUGUACUGACUAUAUUUUAAAUAAUUUUUUCAUUGAAAUAAAAAUAGAUUAUCUAAUUAGUGCAACUGGCAUAAACUGGUUGAAUUAGAUGCUGUGAGAGUAAGUUUCUGAAAAUGAUUAGAAUAUUAUCAUUUGUUAAGUUUUUAUCUCAACUGUUUUUUUUUAGAAUUAUUUUAAAUUUUGAAAAAAUAACUAAGAAAUAAUUAUAGUGUAAUGAAUAAGUCAGAAACUACUGUUAAAGAAGUUGGCAGUUGGAUAAAUGUCUACAUCUGUAUUGUUGAAGUGAUUCAGGGUGCACUUCACUAGCUUUGUUGAAUAGAACUCGCCCAUUCAUUUAAAUAGAUUUUUUAUUUAUAAUAAUAGAAUGUUUAUAAGUAUACUUGUUUACUGAAUAUUAUGUUUCACAUAUUUAUGCAGUAUUAAAUUAGUGUAACCUGUGUAAGUUGAUUACUUGUGAGAAAAAAUAUCUGGUUCACUUAUUAAGGAGGAUAUAUUAUUCCACCUAUUUUUUACUAUUAUGGUACCUUUUCUUUUUCUUGCUGUUAAUUCCUACUUUUUCUUAUUUUUCAAAACCUUUAUUAUUUUAUCGUUUUUACUUCAAUAACUUUUACAGCUUUUACAAAUUAAGGGUGUGAUUUAAGAUCAAGUAUUAUAUUGCAUAUUUUUACAGAUUGAUGAGUUGGGAAAAAGCAGAUUUUAACUUCCUUUACAAUGAGUCUUUUAUGUUUUUCGUUUCUUAUUUUAUUUUUUGAAUUUUGUAUUAUCAGUAAUAUAAAACGUUUAGUUGAAAUGCUGCGGAUGGGACUGGGUGGCAAAGACUACUUGUGACGGCCUUACUUGUGAGUGCUCUGAUAGAAUUAGAAUGCAAUAAUCACUUUGAUUAUGUCUUGUUCUAAUGUCAUUAAUCAUUUUGCAUUAAAGUGGGUAUCUCGAAUACUUUAAUUUUAGAAUUAUGAAAUUUGUUAAGUUUCUUUGUUUUUUCAUUUCAACAAAUUUUUUCUUCUGAGAUUCCAAUUUUUUUCCCGUCUAAUCCCCUAUUUUUCUUAGUAUUUUCUAAAAAAGUCAGCUGCUGUCAUUAUCGACCACUUCUGUAAACACUUUAAUUUUAGAAUUAUUGAAUUCGUCAAGUUUCUUCAUUUCUUGAGUUUUUUCAUUUUAUGUGACUUUUUUUUCUUCUGACAGUCCUAUUCUUUUUUGUCUAACCCACCUAUUAUUUUUCGUAUUUUCUGAAAAAAUUAGCUGCAAUCACUAUCAUUAAGAUCAACUUAAUCAGGUGAUCAACAUACUGCGGUAGUCAACUUAACAGGUUUCACUAAAUUUCAGUUGGCUAAUUCUUAUAAAACUUUGAAAUUAAAAAUUUGGUUUUAUUUUGAGCAAUGACUUAUAAAAAAUGUAAUUGAUUUUUUGAAUAUUGAGUGUUUAUUUUUAUUACCAAAGUUUGCCAUUUUUAAUUAUGUUUCUGUUUGCAAAAUUUUACAAGAUAACUUUUUCAACAAUAAGUCAUUGUGUCAUUUUACAUUUUUAAUAAAUUUUGCAGUGAUAAAUUAUUUCUAUGGAUUACAUUCACUAGUGAAAAUUUUACAAAAAAUAUUUGGUUAUUGCAUUUUACAUUAACACUUUUUCAGUAAUUGCAGAGAUGCCAACUGCUCCGGACACGCCAAAAUAAUGAAAAAAACGGUAGAUAAUUACAAGUAAAUUUUGCAAAUAUUUGUCUAUUUUUGCUUGCUUUUUAAAAGGUAUAGCAUGACAUAAGUACUAUAAAGUGGUGAAUUACAUAUGAGCCAAUGAAUUGCUUAGAAAUAGUGGUGGAUAAAAAUCUAAAUUAAACUUAGUAAACCAUAAACCAAGAAUCACAUUUGAUAAGCUACCACUUUAAUAUAUAUAUUUGCUGUCCGGAGCAAGUUGGCAUCUCUGUAAUUGUAGUGAAUUAUUUUUACCUUUCAUGAAUUAAUAGUUGAAUAAUAAAUGAAAUAUCUGUGAAAAUAUCUGCUUUUACUUGCUACAAUAAUAUUUUAUUUGCAGUUGCUAUCUUGUUAUAACUGCUCUUUUUGUUACCUUUGAUAACUUCUGUUAAUUGUUAAUCUAUUGGUUCAAAUUUGCACAAAAAUUGAAUAACUGAAAAAAAAGUCUGUUACACUGAAAAGCAGCUAGAUCCUACAUUGAAUCCAGUUGUUCAGAACAGACAAAGAAUUAAUUAAUUUGUAGUAAAUGUAUGUAUUGAAAAUCAUAUGUGUUUUUCUUUUUGUUAAAAUAUUUUUUACUGCUGACACAAUGAAACGGUAAAUAUAAUUUCUAAAUUUGGAUGAUGCAAAAAUAGUUUUUUUCAUUUUAUUUAAAUUUUGUAUUAAAUGUUACGAUUGAAAUUUUCAAUCCUAAAAGAAUUUAAUAAAAUUUGAUCAAAGUAUGCUGUUAUUGAACUAUGUAGUAUUAGUUCUUUUAAACAAUGUGAUUUCUUCAUUUAUUGGCACUCUACACUAGUGGUUAUUUAUAACACAAAAAAACUUGGACAUUAUAAGAUAAGUUUACUAUUUAUAGUAUCUCAGUGCAAAACUUGAUUCGAUUAUAAAUGAGACUGAAUCACCUUAUUAGGUUUUUGGCUUGCUGUUGGAGGUCCAUAUCUGAAGAAUUUUAAUCCACCUUAGCCCACCUGAGAUACAUAGGAUUUAUUUAACAUUUUUUGUGUUUUUGCUUACAUUUUUUAUUUUAAAGAUGUAGUAAAACUGCAAAAUAUAAAUCAAGUUAUCAGUUCUGUUAGUAUUUAGUUUACAAUUCUAUUACUACUCAUGAAGUCUAUUCACAUGUUUUUCUCAUUUUUUUUUUUAAAUUGAAAUUUAUAUUUAAUCUUUAUUUUUGUAAUUAAAGUUUAUAUUUUAGUUGCACAUGUAAUAUUUAAUAAAAAAUGUUAAUUUCAAAAUGGAUUAUUAGGUCAUGAAAUCAAAGUAAUUUGUAAAAGUAAUUGGUUGUAUUUAUUAUGCAAUGUAUUAAAGUUAUUAGUUUAAUAACAAGUAUAGAUAAUAGAAAAUGUCUGUGUAUUGUACGAUUUUCAUCAAAAAAUUUCUGAACUGAUAAUAUGAACUACUUUUAGCGUGAACAAGUUUUCUAUCCCCCUUCAAGCUGAUGUUAACAAGGUUUGACAUUCUUUAUUCCUAUAGUUUGUUGAUUUGUGAUUGAUUAUCAAAUUAACUUUUUUUACAUAACUAAAAAUGUCAUCUUAAUAUUAGAAUUAGCAUUUGAAAUCAACUAACAUGUUUUGCAUCAUCCAAAUAUAUCAGCUUAAGUUUAAUUUUAUCUUUUUAUACGGAGCCUCAAGGAUUUUAAAUUGUUAACUUUUUAUUUUCAGUUCAAAAAGAACUAUUACAGUGAGAACUAUUGUAAUUUACAUUAUUUUCCAAGUAAUUAAUUUUAAUUGUAUUAGAGUUGUUAAAUAAAAGUGUUAUAAUUUUA
Messenger RNA from Parasteatoda tepidariorum (common house spider), 7817 nucleotides. Its product is annotated as merlin. NCBI's taxonomy places the organism in Eukaryota, Metazoa, Arthropoda, Arachnida, Araneae, Theridiidae. Gene Ontology annotation, cellular component: cytoskeleton. The record is from RefSeq and is a predicted model, not a curated record. Gene Ontology annotation, molecular function: actin binding.